UCGGUGGAGGAUGGCACGCGUCCUGAAUGCACUUCCACUCUAGUGCACAGUACUACAUUUAGGCCAACAGAUUAGACAUCAUUUAAGUGGUGUUAUGUGAAUUGUUAAAUUCUAUUGUAGAAUGUUAUAUAGAGUGGAAAUUGUGAAAAUGUUAAGCAAUAUUUCAAUCAAAAAAUAUCCAUAAUUUUCUAAUCUUGUCACUAAGCAGCGAAUCAUCCUAUCUGAAACACAGCCAAAAAAUCGUUAUCAGCUUCUUCACAGCUUCAUCCUUUGUUCGCGCAGUCGCAGUUUAUCGUUGCAAUCGCGGUGCAGCUGCAGAAAAACGGCCAGUCUCUAAGUGACUCUCAUUGAGCAAGCAGCCAUGUCACUUAAGUUUGAUGAGCAGGGUGCACCCUUUAUCGAGAUGGGCCCCGACAUUUGCCUCAAGCUGGACCUCAGCGAAUACGACGAUGACGUGGAGUGUGUAGGAAAGGCGCGGGAGGAGCUGCGUGAAACGCCGGAAGUUGUCCAGGAAAGUUUGGCGGAGUUUAGGAGUUUGCUGAAAGAACACUCUGAUCUGAACAUCCCCGUUGAUGAUGAUGCGUUCUUGAAGAAAUUUCUGCGACCAACAAAGUAUUAUCCUCAAAGUGCUUUAAAUAUGAUAUUAGGAUGGUAUAAGUUCAAAGCCAACAAAAAGUUUGUCACAGACGACAUGUCGACAAACCGCAUCAGGGUUGCUCUCGAAGAGAAAAUUGUUCAAUUAUUGCCGAAAAGAGACCAACUUGGAAGACGGAUCAUUUUCGUAGAAAUGGGAUCGAAAUGGGACUGCUCAAAGGUGUCCUACCCGGAGCUGGUUCGCGCUGCGCAGGCCAUGAUCAUAAUUGCCCUGUUGGAACCUCGCACCCAGCUGCACGGCAUUCAGUUCGUGGCCAACUUUGACCGGAUGAGCCUGGCCCAUUUGGUGCAAUUUACACCAAAGUUUGCAAAAUUAUCCGUUGAUUGCAGUCAGAAGUACACACCGAUGCGGACCAAAGAGAUUAAUCUUGUGCACAACUCAGAGGUGUUCAAUGUUAUGUUUAAGAUUUUCAAACCAUUUCUGGGGCAGAAGUGGAAUAAACGGAUUCACUUCCAUGGCAACGAUAUGAACGGUCUUCACAAAUAUAUUGAUGCCGAUUGCUUGCCACUUAGUUUGGGAGGAACUUUGGACUAUCCCGAGGUGGAAGGGAAAGUGAUGGCGGACUUUGUGGAGCAGUACGAGUGGCAUUUGAAACAAUUAAACUCAUACGGUUACAAGGAAGAGGAGAAGUAGAAGAUAUAUUAUGUUUGGUAUGUUUUUAAAGGCACAUGCUGUUAUUUAUUUUUAUUAAAUAAACUUGAAAUUUAUGUUUGUUUCCACUU
Messenger RNA from Culex quinquefasciatus (southern house mosquito), 1377 nucleotides. Its product is annotated as clavesin-1. The record is from RefSeq and is a predicted model, not a curated record. Gene Ontology annotation, cellular component: membrane. Bases 362 to 1288 code for a protein of 308 amino acids. Gene Ontology annotation, molecular function: phosphatidylinositol bisphosphate binding. Lineage: Eukaryota; Metazoa; Arthropoda; Insecta; Diptera; Culicidae. The transcript has 6 exons.